UACGAGCUGAAGAUAUGCACAAGCGCAUGUGAAACGCGCGUACGCGUGUGUGUAAGUGAGUAAAGAAAAGUGUAAGAAGCAAAGGAGUGUAGAAACAAAACAAGUGUAAACAAAAAAGCGAAUAAUUAAGUUUAAAAUAAACUUCCAAAAGGAAACGAAAUAAAUUUCGAGUUUAUUUUAACUCCGUGUGGUGUAGUUAAGUGUAAAGUGCCUGCUCCAGCAGCAAGAUGCAAUUGUUGGUGUCUUCAUCCUACUGGUCCUGGCACUACCUGCGUUUGAGUAUCUGCCUCAUCGUGUUCAGCCUGCAGCUGCAAUACACGCUAGCGCUGCCCGAUGUCAUCAAAAUUGGUGGCCUAUUUCACCCGACCGACGAUACACAGGAGCUGGCGUUUCGUCAGGCCGUCGAACACAUCAACUCUGAUCGAUUAAUUUUGCCGCGUUCCAAGUUGGUGGCGCAAAUUGAACGCAUCUCGCCAUUUGAUAGCUUCCAUGCGGGCAAAAGGGUUUGCGGCUUGUUGAACAUUGGCGUGGCAGCCAUUUUCGGGCCACAAUCUUCCAACACCGCGAGCCAUGUGCAAAGUAUCUGCGACAAUAUGGAGAUACCUCACUUGGAGAAUCGUUGGGAUUAUCGCUUACGCCGUGAAAGCUGCCUGGUGAACUUAUAUCCACAUCCAAAUACAUUAGCCAAGGCUUACGUGGAUAUCGUCAAGUAUUGGGAAUGGAAGACUUUCACGAUUAUCUAUGAGAACAAUGACGGCAUUGUACGGCUACAGGAGCUGAUCAAGGCGCAUGAUAGCUCACCGUAUCCGAUUACAGUGCGACAACUGAGCUAUUCGGGCGAUUAUAGACCUCUACUCAAACAAAUCAAAAACUCCGCCGAAGCGCACAUCGUACUCGACUGUUCCACCGACAAGAUAUACGAAGUACUCAAGCAAGCGCAACAAAUUGGCAUGAUGAGCGAUUAUCACAGUUAUUUGAUUACGUCACUCGAUCUACAUACCAUUAAUCUGGACGAAUUCCGUUAUGGUGGGACGAAUAUAACUGGUUUUCGGCUAAUUAAUGAAAAAGUCGUCUCGGAUGUGGUGCGCCACUGGAGUUUCGACGAUAAAGGCUUACAACGCUCAGCCAAUUUGAGUACGGUGAGAGCGGAGACGGCGCUAAUGUACGACGCAGUACAUCUCUUCGCCAAAGCAUUGCACGAUUUGGACACAUCACAGCAAAUAGAUAUACAUCCGAUUAGCUGUGACGGGCAGAAUACGUGGCAACAUGGUUUCAGUUUAAUCAACUACAUGAAAAUCGUCGAAAUGAAGGGACUCACGAAUGUGAUCAAAUUUGAUCAUCAAGGCUUUCGCACCGAUUUCGUGUUGGACAUUAUAGAAUUGGGGCCGAUGGGUAUACGAAAAAUUGGCACAUGGAACUCAACAUUACCGGAGGGUAUCAACUUUACGCGUACCUACAGCCAGAAACAGCGCGAAAUUGAAGCGAACUUGAAGAACAAAACGCUGACGAUCACCACAAUAUUGAGUAAUCCAUAUUGCAUGCGCAAAGAGUCAGCAGUGCCACUCACAGGCAACGAUCAGUUUGAGGGCUAUGUUGUUGAUCUCAUACAUGAGAUAUCGAAGGCAUUGGGCUUCAACUAUAAAAUACAGUUGGUGCCGGACGGCAACUAUGGCAGUUUUAAUAAACAAAAUGGCGAAUGGAAUGGCAUGAUACGCGAGCUGCUGGAACAACGCGCCGAUCUAGCAGUCGCCGAUCUCACCAUUACUUUCGAGCGUGAACAAGCGGUAGACUUCACUAUGCCCUUCAUGAACUUGGGCGUUUCAGUGCUUUAUCGCAAACCCGUUAAGCAACCACCGAACUUAUUCUCAUUUCUCUCACCGCUUUCGCUGGAUGUCUGGAUUUAUAUGGCAACAGCUUAUUUGGGUGUUUCCGUGCUGCUCUUCAUUUUGGCGCGCUUCACACCCUAUGAAUGGCCUGCAUACGCUGAUGCUCAUGGCGAAAAGGUCGAGAGUCAAUUUACGCUCAUGAAUUGCAUGUGGUUUGCGAUUGGUUCGUUAAUGCAGCAGGGCUGUGACUUUUUGCCCAAAGCUUUAUCAACUCGCAUGGUAGCUGGUAUUUGGUGGUUUUUCACUUUAAUCAUGAUCUCAUCGUACACAGCCAAUUUGGCUGCUUUUCUCACAGUGGAGCGUAUGGAUUCUCCAAUCGAGAGCGCUGAGGAUCUUGCUAAGCAGACACGUAUUAAAUAUGGCGCUUUAAAGGGUGGCAGCACGGCAGCAUUUUUCAGAGAAUCGAAAAUUUCCACUUACCAACGAAUGUGGUCGUUCAUGGAAUCCGCACGACCGUCUGUAUUCACCUCAACCAAUGCCGAAGGAGUGGAGCGAGUAGCAAAGGGCAAAGGCUCAUACGCCUUCCUCAUGGAAUCCACAUCCAUUGAAUAUGUGACCGAACGUAAUUGUGAGCUGACACAGGUGGGCGGCAUGUUGGACACCAAAGGUUAUGGCAUAGCAGCGCCACCAAAUUCUCCCUACCGCACCGCCAUCAAUGGUGUCAUACUCAAAUUGCAGGAGGAGGGCAAAUUGCAUAUACUGAAAACCAAAUGGUGGAAAGAGAAACGUGGCGGUGGUAGUUGUCGUGUUGAAACAUCGAAAUCAUCAUCGGCGGCAAAUGAGUUGGGUUUGGCGAAUGUCGGCGGUGUGUUCGUAGUGUUAAUGGGCGGCAUGGGCGUGGCAUGUGUUAUUGCAGUUUGUGAAUUUGUGUGGAAAUCGCGAAAAGUCGCCGUCGAGGAGCGGCUAAGUGCGAUUCUGCAUGAAUGAGAUUAAGCCGAAGAUGUGUGGGUUUGAAAGACGAGCGAAAUAACAGGCAAAAUGUAUUAUUGAGGUCGGAAAAGUUUCGGUUUGAAUGAAAAAUUCAAAAUGAUUUUGAUACAUACAAACAUAUGGGAAAGCUCACUGGGCGUAAACAAAAAAGAGGUCUAUAAGUAUGCAUUUAAAUAUAUUAUUUUAUACUCCAUACUGAACUGCGGUCUUGGAUAGAAACAAAUAUUAGAGUGACCAUGAAACUAAAUUUUUCAAUGUUAUUCGCGGCGAAAAUAUUUAGAAAUUUUUUGGAUGUUUUUUUUUUGUGCUAUUUUUUCUAUACUUAUUUAAGUAACGAGAUUUUCGCAAAAGUAAUUUACAAACUUUGCUUUUCCAUGAAUUUUAAAAAAUUUUUUGGUUUAAGUAUAAUUCACACUUACGCAUUUCUUUAUCUAUAAGCGGUAAAAACCCUGCAAACAUUUUUAUGCCAUAAGGUCCAUUGGAGUAAUCCAAUGAGUACUCCUUUGUAAUGUACUAUUGGAUCAACUGACAUCUCGCGACCAACUCGUUGUUAACCGAUUCAACCGAUUAAGAUUGUUCAUGGUUUCGCGAUCGUAAUUACUGAACCAAGUUGCAAAUGCGCAAUAAAAUUUAUACUCGUAUAAAGAAAAUUUGAGAAAAUGAAAUUAAUUCAUUUUCGUUUUGUUGGUGGGCACUGUUGAUACACAGAUGGCGAGAUGAAAUUUUAGUUAGUAGUAUAAACGGUUUGCCAAUGAGAGCUUAAUAUUCAAAAAAAAACUUUCCCUUUUGAAAGAUCGUCAUCCGUCAAGAUGAUUUUUCGAUGAAAUUUUUUUAGUGAAUUUUAAUAAUUUCAAUGCGCUGUUGAGAUGUAUAUCAUUCCAAUUUGAAUUACUGACGUAGUGUUUACAUAUCAAAUGACACAAAAUUAUAGCUUCAGAGUGACAUCUAGCGGAAUAGCAGGAUAUUAAAAAUAUCAUCUCUAAUUGGAACCCAAAAGAACAAAUUAAAAUAUUUUUUUUUAUAGUUAUUGGCAAUAUAUUAUUAAUAUUAAUUUAAUUUUCACUGAAAAUUAUUAAGUUUCACUAACUUUUCACCAAUGUGGAUUGUAUUCGAAAAUGAAAAGCAUGUUCGAAUGUAAUUUUUCGUAUAUACAUACUUCAUAAUAAAACCCACUGAAUCUACUACAUGGUUUGCUCCGAUGUUAAGCGGAAGUGGAGUAUAUGAGGAUAUGAUCUAGCCAUAGGAUAACACAAUGAUAAUUAGAAAACAUUUUUUGUAUGGAUUGUGGUUUCUUUUGGAUUACUCCAUAGUCCAUGUGGAGUAUAUAUUUCAGGCGUGCAUGUAGUAGUCGCGUUGUUUGCGGGGUAAUGAUGAAUUAAUAAUAUCCAUAAAAAUUAAUAAUUUCAAAAUAUUUGUUUCUCUACAUUUUUCCAA
Messenger RNA from Ceratitis capitata (Mediterranean fruit fly), 4250 nucleotides. RefSeq names its product glutamate receptor ionotropic, kainate 2 (gene KaiR1D). Gene Ontology annotation, biological process: modulation of chemical synaptic transmission; synaptic transmission, glutamatergic; monoatomic ion transport. Gene Ontology annotation, molecular function: transmitter-gated monoatomic ion channel activity involved in regulation of postsynaptic membrane potential; glutamate-gated receptor activity. The record is from RefSeq and is a predicted model, not a curated record. NCBI's taxonomy places the organism in Eukaryota, Metazoa, Arthropoda, Insecta, Diptera, Tephritidae. The transcript is spliced from 13 exons. Gene Ontology annotation, cellular component: postsynaptic membrane; plasma membrane. The coding region runs from base 228 to 2813 and encodes 861 amino acids.